GGAGGAGAAAGAGAGCGAGGGCGGGCGGGAGGCGGCGGCGGCAGCAGCAGUAAUAGCAGGAGCAGCAACAGAAGGCGUCGGAGCGGGCGUCGGAGCUGCCCGCUGGGGGAGAGAGAGAGGAGAGAGAAAGAGAGCGAGCGAGCAGAGGAGCCCGAGGCAAAAAAGUAACUGUCAAAUGCGCGGCUCCUUUAACCGGAGCGCUCAGUCCGGCUCCGAGAGUCAUGGCGACCGCAGCGUCUAACCACUACAGCCUGCUCACCUCCAGCGCCUCCAUCGUGCACGCCGAGCCGCCGGGCGGCAUGCAGCAGGGCGCGGGGGGCUACCGCGAGGCUCAGAGCCUGGUGCAGGGCGACUACGGCGCGCUGCAGAGCAACGGGCACCCGCUCAGCCACGCUCACCAGUGGAUCACCGCGCUGUCCCACGGCGGCGGCGGCGGGGGCGGUGGCGGCGGCGGCGGGGGCGGGGGCGGCGGCGGGGGCGGCGGCGACGGCUCCCCAUGGUCCACCAGCCCCCUGGGCCAGCCGGACAUCAAGCCUUCGGUGGUGGUACAGCAGGGCGGCCGCGGUGACGAGCUGCACGGGCCAGGCGCCCUGCAGCAGCAGCACCAGCAGCAGCAACAGCAGCAGCAACAGCAGCAGCAGCAACAACAACAGCAGCAGCAACAGCAGCGGCCGCCGCAUCUGGUGCACCACGCCGCCAACCACCACCCGGGGCCCGGGGCAUGGCGGAGCGCCGCGGCUGCAGCGCACCUCCCGCCCUCCAUGGGAGCGUCCAACGGCGGUUUGCUCUACUCGCAGCCCAGCUUCACGGUGAACGGCAUGCUGGGCGCCGGCGGGCAGCCGGCGGGGCUGCACCACCACGGCCUGCGGGACGCGCACGACGAGCCGCACCACGCCGACCACCACCCUCACCCGCACUCGCACCCGCAUCAGCAGCCGCCGCCGCCGCCGCCCCCGCAGGGCCCGCCGGGCCACCCCGGCGCGCACCACGACCCGCACUCGGACGAGGACACGCCGACCUCGGAUGACCUGGAGCAGUUCGCCAAGCAGUUCAAGCAGCGCCGGAUCAAACUGGGAUUUACCCAAGCGGACGUGGGGCUGGCGCUGGGCACCCUGUACGGCAACGUGUUCUCGCAGACCACCAUCUGCAGGUUUGAGGCCCUGCAGCUGAGCUUCAAGAACAUGUGCAAGCUGAAGCCUUUGUUGAACAAGUGGUUGGAGGAGGCGGACUCGUCCUCGGGCAGCCCCACGAGCAUAGACAAGAUCGCAGCGCAGGGGCGCAAGAGGAAAAAGCGGACCUCCAUCGAGGUGAGCGUCAAGGGGGCUCUGGAGAGCCAUUUCCUCAAAUGCCCCAAGCCCUCGGCCCAGGAGAUCACCUCCCUCGCGGACAGCUUACAGCUGGAGAAGGAGGUGGUGAGAGUUUGGUUUUGUAACAGGAGACAGAAAGAGAAAAGGAUGACCCCUCCCGGAGGGACUCUGCCGGGCGCCGAGGAUGUGUACGGGGGGAGUAGGGACACGCCACCACACCACGGGGUGCAGACGCCCGUCCAGUGAACUCGAGCGGGGGGAGGGGCAGAGCGCGGGGCUCCCCCUCCCCUACGGUCCACGGCCCUUUCCCGGCCCCCUUGUUCCCUCUCUAACUUCUGAUUGUUCUUUUUAUUUUAAUUAUUAUUUCCCCGUCCCUUAAAAAGAAAAAAAUAAUAAGGAAAGCAACUAAGGCACUGGACUAUCCUUUAAACGGUAGCAGGUGUAAUGAUGUGUUUUGACCUUUACAGGCUAGUACCCAGGCAAUGGAGUGGAGUGUCUCAUAGAGAGAGUGAGGAGAGAGUGUGUAAUAGAGAGAGAGAGAGAGAGAGAGAGAGAGAGAGAGAAGGAGAGAUGGCAAGCACUGAGUUAAAUACCUGGCAAAACUAAAUAAAUUACCAAAAAGAAAAAAAAAAAUCCACCAAACCGUGAUAAACACAAAACAGCUUCCUGAUGCUCGGAGUUGGCACAUGCUCUGCUGUGUUGAUUUAAUGUGGAUCCUCAUCAGGAAGGAGGAAAAAAUACACAUGUUCUUUGAUGUAGUCAAAAUUUAACGGCAUAAAUUUGCACUGCAAGAAAAUUGAAGUUUACACCAACAAAUUCAUUGAACGUAUUUUUCUUUCUCCCACGGUUAAUUUUGAAAUUGCCGGGUUUUGUUUUGUUUUGUUUUGUUGUUUUAUUCAGCAGGGAGAGUUGAAGCCAGCUCUUGGCUACUCUCCAUUUCUAGCGUUCUUGUGUUGCCCCUUGUUCUUCUUCCUGUUUGUGAACUUUGGUUACCUUCAGGCUCCCCCCAACAUUGGUGUAACAUUUAGUUGCUUCUUUUACCAAAGCAAAAACGAUUGGCUUCAUACAAAAUAAAUAAUUCUCUGCUUUCAGGAAAUGUGCAUGGUCUACCCGCUUUAUCCAAGGCAAGAGUCCAGUUUGGAAUACAAAAAUGAGUCAAGCAUUGGUUUUUUUGUGACCAGCCACAAAGUAAACUUCAUUUUCAGGCAGUGUUUCUGGGGGAGGUUGUGGAGGGGAGAAAAAGAAAAAUCGAUAGUGAGUGACUGAUUGCUUCAUUUUAUCAGGCGGGCCCAUUGUGAAAGAGCUCAGAGGAAAUGUGGAGGUUAUAAAUGUAUUUCCAGAGUCGUCCAACAGAAAGUGGCACUUUGAAGAGAACUAGGGAAAUAUAUAUCUUCAGAAACCCCUGUAUAGUUCUCUGCCUUCAGUUUUAAUAACUUAAUUAUGAGGAAUUAUUUGUGCUGAGAGCAGCAGUUAAACUUUGUCCCUCUAAUAGCUUUUUUUUUUUUUUAACAUAAAGAAAAUAAUCUGGGAACUUAAUGGUGUAUGCAGAGACUUUUUUUUACUGCACAAAUACCCAUAUGCAUACAGAGGAUAUCUCCACUCUAGGCUGGUUUUGUCUUCACUAGCUCAUUUGUUUAUCAAAUCAAAUUUAAGGUCCCACACCUUCUUCUCCUAUAAUUUAUCACAGAAAAUACCAGUUUAACCUAGACAGCUUUCCCCCCUUCUUUCACUAAGGAAGCCAAAUGAACUGGGGGAAAAAAUGCUAUUUUCUAUCCUUCCUUUUCUCCCUUUGUUAAUAGUUUUAAGUGCGCUUUUACCUUAUCUUGAUGGAAAAUGGUUAACUCCCAUAACAAAAGACUCUACUGGGAAGUGUAGGUGAAAAAACUUCUAACUAUUGAAAAUAAAUACCAUUAAACUGUGACCAGUUAAAAUAUU
Messenger RNA from Leopardus geoffroyi (Geoffroy's cat), 3242 nucleotides. It is a transcript of the gene POU3F2, whose product is annotated as POU class 3 homeobox 2. The transcript has a single exon. Gene Ontology annotation, cellular component: nucleus. The record is from RefSeq and is a predicted model, not a curated record. Gene Ontology annotation, biological process: brain development; regulation of transcription by RNA polymerase II. Bases 222 to 1553 code for a protein of 443 amino acids. Gene Ontology annotation, molecular function: RNA polymerase II cis-regulatory region sequence-specific DNA binding; DNA-binding transcription factor activity, RNA polymerase II-specific. Lineage: Eukaryota; Metazoa; Chordata; Mammalia; Carnivora; Felidae.